Messenger RNA from Gadus chalcogrammus (walleye pollock), 1770 nucleotides. It is a transcript of the gene stk39, whose product is annotated as serine threonine kinase 39. The record is from RefSeq and is a predicted model, not a curated record. Lineage: Eukaryota; Metazoa; Chordata; Actinopteri; Gadiformes; Gadidae. Gene Ontology annotation, biological process: protein phosphorylation. Gene Ontology annotation, molecular function: protein serine/threonine kinase activity; ATP binding. The transcript is spliced from 17 exons. Bases 23 to 1453 code for a protein of 476 amino acids.
CUGGUGUUCUUCAUCUCUCAUCAUGGCGGAGAAGCCGAGCUGGCCGAUCACGAGGGACUCCUACGAGCUGGAGACAGUCAUCGGCCGGGGGGCCACGGCCGUGGUCCAGGCCGCUCUCUGCUCCCCCAGACGGGAACGCGUCGCCAUCAAGAGGAUCAACCUGGAGAAAUGUCAGACCAGCAUGGAGGAGCUGCUGAAGGAGAUCCAGGCCUUGAGUGGCUGCAGCCAUCCCAACGUGGUGAGCUACUUCACCUCCUUCGUGGUGAGAGACGAGCUGUGGCUGGUCAUGAGGCUGCUGGGAGGCGGGUCAAUGCUGGAUAUCAUCAAAGGCGCCAGCAAGGAGGAGCAGAGAAGCGGAGGGCUGGAUGAGCCGAUCAUUGCCACCAUAUUAAAAGAAGUCUUAGAAGGCCUGGACUACCUGCACAGACAUGGACAGAUACACAGGGACGUGAAGGCAGGAAACAUCUUGCUGGGAGAUGACGGUUCUGUUCAGAUUGCAGAUUUCGGAGUAAGUUCGUUUCUAGCCACAGGGGGCGACAUCUCCAGGAACAAAGUCCGGAAGACCUUCGUCGGAACGCCAUGCUGGAUGGCCCCCGAGGUCAUGGAGCAGGUACGAGGCUACGACUUCAAGGCUGACAUCUGGAGCUUCGGGAUCACAGCUAUCGAGCUGGCCACAGGCUGUGCUCCUUACCAUCAGUAUCCACCCAUGAAGGUCCUAAUGCUGACCCUGCAGAACGACCCUCCAAGCUUAGAGACCGGUGUCGAGGACAAGGAGCUGCUUAAGAAAUAUGGAAAAUCAUUUAGAAAGCUAAUAACUAUGUGCCUUCAAAAGGACCCCACCAAAAGGCCCACAGCAGCAGAACUCUUGAAGUGUAAAUUCUUUCAAAAAGCAAAGAACAGAGAGUAUCUGGUGGAGACACUCAUGAGUCAGGCCCCAAAGAUACAGAAACAGCGAGCCAAGAAGGUGAGGAGGCCCUCAGGCUCCAGCGGCCGUCUGCAGAAGAUGGCGGACGGGGCCUGGGAGUGGAGCGAAGAGCAGCCGGACACGGGCCGCCGGGAGGCGGGGGCGGGGAAUGACAGGAAGGCCAACAUGGUCCCAAUGGUCACGCGGACUCUUCAGCACCCCCAGGUGGAGCCCUUCCAGAACGACGCCUUCAUGGACGGUGUGGUUAACCUGGUCCUACGGCUGAGGAACGGCAGGAAGGAGUUGAACGACAUCCGGUUUGAAUUCAGCCCGGGCCGAGACACCUCGGAGGGCGUGUCCCAGGAGCUGUACUCCGCCGGAUUGGUCCACGGACAUGAUGUCAUGAUCGUGGCUGCUAAUCUUCAGCGGAUGGUUGAUGACCCAAACACCUACAAAGUACUCACUUUUAAACUCGCCUCCAGCUGCGACGACUCAGAGACCCCGGAUGAGGUGAAGCUGACCGGCUUCGCCCAGCUGAGUGUCAUCUGACCACCGAACCCUCCCUUGGAACCCUAAGGGAGAGGGUCAGGGUUAGGAACGCACUGCCUCCCCUAAUCCUGACCCCUACCCUAACCAUAGCCCAGCCUAACCCUAACCCAGCCUAACCCUAACCAAGCCUUACAGAGACCAGGAGGGACCAGGAGACAGAGACCAGGAGGGACAGAGACCAGUAAGGACAGGGACCAGGAGGGACAGAGACCAGGUGGGACCAGGAGACAGAGACCAGGAGGGACAGGGACCAGGAGGGACAGAGACCAGGAGGGACCAGGAGGGACAGAGACCAGGAGGGACCAGGAGGGACCAGG